GUUGGCUAGUUAUUUCCCUUUACAAAUGUUGCCUAUCAACGAAAAUGAGCGUUCUUCCUGUUCAAACAAGUUAAAUUUUGGAAAAUGUCCCAAAUUUCUUCAAUUUUCAACAAAGAUUUUAAAUUAAAUGCACCAGGAUCUUUCUGAGCUAUUCCAAACAAAGUACUAAGCACCUUAAUUCAAGAUUUCUGCAAAGAGUGAUAUGAUGGCUGACAAAAUUUCUCAACCCCUUGGAUCCCAAACUCCUGAUGUUCAUGAGUGGCGACGAUCUCUAAGGUCUCCUAGUCCAGGUCGUGGGCUACAAACGAAUCAGAGUCUAGAUAGCAGUCUGAUUAAGACUUUAAGGUCUAGGUCACCUUCACCAAGAUGCUCAAGAGACAGAUUUCCAAGACAGUCGCGCAGUCCUUCUCCUAAUGUCAUGCGCAAAGUGUCAACAAUGGAUAUUCCCAAAAAAUCAUCCAUGAAACAUUCCAGUGUAGUCAAUGGUCUACGUAAAAGUAUUGGAGCAAGCUUAACUUCAGACCUCAGUUUGAGCGGUAAACUCAAUAAAUCUGUGGGCAACUUGGCAAAUAUUGAAGCUGAAUAUAUCAAAAACCUUCAGCAACAAAUCUAUUUCCUUGAACUAGAAUCUAACUACCUACGUGAGCAAGCAAGAAAAGCCACAGAAAUGCACCCACAGAUGACCCAUGAGGCUGAAAAAAUGUUACAGAAACUAAGAGAAAUGCAAACCCAGAUUGACAACAUGGACAUGGAAAUGAAGAGAAAAGAAUCCAGCAUUGGUAUCCACACUUCUGAAAAAGAAAGAUUGCAAGAGCAAUUACAACAUGAGAAAGACAAUCACCUGAGGGAGAAGCGUCUCCUGACGGAUGAACUCGUCACCAUGAAAAAAGAUAAAGAUAGGCUACAGAGAGAGCUUGCCCAUAAAGAUGAACAACUCCUUGAAGCCAAAUCAGAAAUCGACAGAAGUGCACUGGCCUUAAAGAAUGCAGAGCUAAAGAUAAACACUUUGAAAGCACAAUUAGAACAAAGAAUUGAACAACAUAACCUGACCCAACUUGCACUAGAAGAAAAAAGAACUCAGCUUCUUAGCACUGAGACCCAGUUAAGAGAGACAGAAGAGAAGUAUUAUUCCAGUACAGUCACAAUAAAAGACAAGCUGACUCAAGACCUAAGAGAUGAAAUCCGACUGUUGCAUCAGAAAGUCAAAGAAACAGAGCUCAGUGCAGAAAAAGACAGAUUUCUGCGAGAUAAAAUUUCUGAAGAAAUGUCCAGUCUUGUCCAAGAGAAUUCUGCUCUCAACCAAAGAGUUAUGGAACUUACUAAACAGCUGGAGAGGGAGAAGGAACUAAGGGAAACAACUGAUCAUCGUCACAAACAAAGUAUAGGAGAGAUGGUGAGUCUCAAAGACAGGCUUCAAGAAAUUGAUAGACUGAGAGAUGAGUUGCGCUUAGAAAAAGAAAGAUCCAGACAGUAUCUUGAACAGCUAACUAAUGAAGAAUCAACACAUAAAAGAACAGAUCUGCAAAUCAACACCCUGAAGUCGCGUCUAACAGAAUCGGAUGGGAUGCGCAGUGUGAUGGAAGCUGAGAAUGAGCAGUUGAAGAAAGACAAAGUCCUGCUAGUUGAUCAUGUGGCUGAGAUGCAAAGAAAGCUGGAAGACAAAGACAGAGAUAUCUACAUGCUGAAAUCAAGUGUUGGGGAGCUAGAGACUAAGUUUAGGAGUCUUGGCUUACAGAAGACUGUUGAAUUGGACCAGCAGAGGCUGCGCUGGGAAGAGUUUUCUCGCCUGGCUGACAGCAUGAAGAGUCUGUCCCAGACCAUGAUGUCCCAGACUGUAUACAGCAGCACUCAAACACCAAGGACACUGCCACAGCAAUAUUAACAUUCUGUUGGAUGUCAUUAAGGGAAGAAAAUACAAAUUAGAAAAGUAAAGUUAUCUCAUAAUUAUGAAUUUGUCUACAGAGCACAAAAAGGUGCUCUCCUUUUUUUUUGUUUUUGCAAAUAUUUCAUAAUACCACAAUUACAAAAUAUUAUUUUAUUUUACAUCCAAUAGUUCAUUACAUAUCUCAACCUUGUAUUAAAACUUAGAGAAUAAGCUGCAAUGCACAAUCAAUAUUCUUUUUUUGUUUCCAUGUUGAAAUUAGCCACACUACAUAUUUGUAUUAGAUUUUUUUUUGCUUUGGUUUUAGUCUUUCAUUUGCUAAUUUGCUACAUAUAGAUUCUUGUUAUAUGAAGUUAUUGUAAUCACUUAAUAAUGAGUCAAGUUUCUGUCUAAGUCCUGUGCUUACAAAAUAAACAAUAACAUGAAAUAAAACAAUAUUUACUUUAAAGUUAUUCUUAAGCUUUUUUUAGUAUCAAUAAAAAAAAAAAAAGAAAAAGCAUUGUCAUCGUCAGUAUGAAUUUAUUAGAAGACUUGUAGACUUCCGGGACAAAUCAUACAUUCUUUAGUGUUAUUAAGUUGAGAAACCCUUAAAAUUAUCAACUACUCGUUUUUUUUCAAAAUUAAAAAAUGUACCUUUUUUAUGUUUAUUUAAUAUCAAUUUUGCUUAUUAUAAAACAAACUAUUCAUAAAAACAUUUGGUUAUACAUUCUUUAUAAAUAUUCUUUAUAUGCAUUUUAUGUAAGUAAUUAACAUAACUGUGUACAAGAAAUUAGUCUAUAUUGAUUAUAUUUUCUAAAUGCUUAUGAUUAUAUUUUUUAAAUAUUUUUAUCAUUAUGACAGCUGUGAUCUAUGUGUUAAUGUAUACACAUACUAUUUAAAUGAUUAUAAUAUAUCACAUUUUAUUUAAAGAAUUUUGUAUUUGUGCUAUACCUAUAUCUCUACAGUCCUGCCAAAAGUUCUUUUGUAUUUGUGUUUUUAGUCACAAUAAAAAUUGUCCUGCAGUUACUUUUUCAUUAUUCUGUAGCAUGUUUCUAUAACUUAUUGUUAGUUCAUAACCCAAUGUGUGUGUACAAAGAAAACUGUCUCAUUGUUGAAUGUCAUUGAUAAUGUUGUGGUAAUGUUGUGAUAAUGUAAUGAUAAUGUUGUGAAAAUGUAAUAAUAAUGUUGUGAAAAUGUAAUGAUAAUGUUGUGAAAAUGUAAUGUUAAUGUGCAUGUUUUGGUUUUAUUGUGUUUUUUUGUAACAGCCCUGAGCUCAUAGUGGGGCAAAGUGGCUUAAUAUAGUAAAUGAGAAGUCAGAAGUUCAAAUCCUAACACUGGGAUUUAGAAUUCUGGAUUUUAGGAUCUUCGUGAGUGACACCCAACGUUAAUGGAUACUUUCCUUAGAAAAACUCCUGGAAGUUAGUUUUUGUGCUGGCCACAUGUCUUUCUUUAAAUGUUGUCUGUAGAAAAAGAUGAGCUUUAGAUCAUUAGCAGCCUGGAGAGUCUGAAAGCUGAACUUUACUGAGUUCAUGAUAUCAUUCCUUGUUUCUCAGGUCUCCCUCAAGAGGAAAAAAUUAUCUACUGCUUGAUGUUUCCUUCUAGUGCUUCUUUUUUCUCUCUCUCUGUGUAGAACUGGUCACUGCAUUGUAAUAUUGAACAAGUUUUGGGAAUCAUUUCAUUAAAGUUUGUACCGUCUCAGUAAACAUUGCAUUUCUUGAUCAGCAUCAGAAAUUAUCAUUGAAAUAAAAAAAUAUUAUUAAAAGUAUAUUGAAAAUGUAACAUGUAACAGAUAUAAUUAAUUAUGUUUUUUUUUUCUGUUUUAUUUUACUUUUUAUAAUUGAUGUUAGUGAAACAAUUGUACAUUUUGAGUUUUACAGAUAUAUAUGCUAUGUUAGUAGUUUAUAGUUUCUUAAAUUUAGAUUACUUAGUGUAAAAAGUAUGUAUUUUUUUUAGGUAAUUUUUCAAAAUGUAGAAUAUAUUUAUUAAAGACUGUGAUAUCUGAAUUAACAAUAAAACUCAUUUGGAUAAUAAACUAAUAAACUGCA
This is a messenger RNA of Biomphalaria glabrata, 3906 nucleotides long. RefSeq names its product cilia- and flagella-associated protein 58-like. The record is from RefSeq and is a predicted model, not a curated record. The transcript has 12 exons. The coding region runs from base 203 to 1882 and encodes 559 amino acids. NCBI's taxonomy places the organism in Eukaryota, Metazoa, Mollusca, Gastropoda, Planorbidae.